AUGAAGGGCGUCAUUACCAUCCUCACCACGGCCAUCGCCACGACAGCCCUGGCCUUUCCUCAUCGAUGGGUAAGAGACAACAACAGCACUAACACAGACACCAUCCGCAUGCCAGCUCCUAUCCUCGUGCCAACAACCACCACCAAACUCCUCCCACCAGACACAACCCUCGUCCCGACUCUCAGCACUAAACUCUUUCUACCAUCUGUGUCCGCCGCGACGGCCCAGAUCGAUUCCACGAACAAGAUCCUCGUCACGCUCACGCAGGCCCCGAGCGCGAGCGCGAGCGCGAGCUCGGAGCCAAACUCGAACUCGAGCCCGAACCAGACUGCCGCGAGCAAGAGUGACCCGGAGAAUAAAGAUGGGAAGAAGGUUCAUAUCGUUGGCUCGGUAAGUGAAACUUAUAUUUGA
Aspergillus lentulus is the source of this 411-nucleotide messenger RNA. RefSeq lists its product as uncharacterized. The record is from RefSeq and is a predicted model, not a curated record. Lineage: Eukaryota; Fungi; Ascomycota; Eurotiomycetes; Eurotiales; Aspergillaceae.